Bufo bufo (common toad) is the source of this 3720-nucleotide messenger RNA. It is a transcript of the gene WDR35, whose product is annotated as WD repeat domain 35. The transcript is spliced from 29 exons. The record is from RefSeq and is a predicted model, not a curated record. Gene Ontology annotation, cellular component: intraciliary transport particle A; non-motile cilium. Gene Ontology annotation, molecular function: protein binding. The coding region runs from base 101 to 3667 and encodes 1188 amino acids. Lineage: Eukaryota; Metazoa; Chordata; Amphibia; Anura; Bufonidae. Gene Ontology annotation, biological process: intraciliary retrograde transport; non-motile cilium assembly; protein localization to cilium.
CGUCGGCACCGAUGGCCGGGGCUCUUGGUUGCCUAGAAACGGGAGAACUUGGCAUCUUAGUUACCUGGUCUCCAUUGUGAUCCCGGGCACCGGCAAUAACAUGUUCAUAUAUCUGAGUAAGAAGAUCGCCAUUCCCAACAACAUCCGCUUGAAAUGCAUAUCGUGGAACAAAGACCAAGGUUACAUCGCCUGCGGGGGAGAAUCGGGGCUGCUCAAGGUCCUGAAGCUGGAAAUGCAAACCGAUGAUGCCAAGCUGAAAGGUCUCGCUGCCCCCAGUAAUCUCUCCAUGAAUCAGACCCUUGAGGGACACAGUGGAUCUGUGCAAGUGGUGACAUGGAACGAACAUUUUCAAAAACUGACCACAAGUGAUCAGAAUGGGCUUAUCAUUGUCUGGAUGCUGUACAAAGGCUCAUGGUACGAAGAGAUGAUUAACAACAGAAACAAAUCUGUAGUACGCAGCAUGAGCUGGAACGCGGACGGUCAGAAGAUCUGUAUUGUGUAUGAGGACGGGGCUGUCAUCGUUGGGUCAGUGGAUGGCAAUCGUAUUUGGGGCAAGGAACUGAAAGGCAUCCAGCUGUGCCAUGUUGCUUGGUCGCCGGAUAGCAAAAUUCUUCUUUUUGGGAUGGCAAAUGGAGAAAUCCAUCUCUAUGACAAUCAGGGCAACUUCAUUGUGAAAAUGGUGCUGAGCUGUUUGGUCAAUGGGACUGGUCCUCUGAGUAUUGCUGGCAUGCAUUGGUACCCGGGCAGUAAAGGUUAUGUGGAGCCGGAUUGCCCCUGUCUGGCUAUAUGUUUCGAUAAUGGGCGAUGCCAGAUAAUGAGACAUGAGAAUGAUGAAAACCCGGUUCUGGUGGACACUGGUAUGAAUGUGGUGAGCAUCCAGUGGAAUCACUGCGGCAGUGUGCUGGCUGUGGCUGGAUCCCAGAGAACAACCAAUCAAGAUAAAGACAUCAAUAUUGUCCAGUUCUACACUCCGUUUGGAGAGCACUUGCGCACAUUGAAGGUUCCUGGGAAACAGAUGUCCGCUGUGUCGUGGGAAGGUGGCGGGCUUAGAAUUGGACUGGCUGUGGAUUCAUUCAUUUACUUUGCAAACAUCAGACCUGAUUACAAGUGGGGCUAUUGCUCAAACACGGUGGUGUACGCGUACACGAGGCCGGACCGUCCCGAGUAUUGUGUCGUCUUCUGGGACACUAAAAACAAUGAGAAAUUUGUAAAAUACCUGAAGAGCCUGAUCUCUGUUACGACGUGCGGGGAUUUCUGUAUACUGGCAACUAAGGCCGACGAGAAUCAUCCACAGGAUGACGGUGAAACCGAGACUAGCCGGGUAAAGGCAUCGUCUGCCUCCGGAGCACAGUACGUGCUUGUUUUGUGCAAUUCGAUUGGAACUCCCUUGGAUUCUAAGUACAUUGAUAUAGUACCCAUGUUCGUCACCAUGACAAAAACCCACGUCAUCGCGGCAUCUAAGGAGGCCUUUUACGUCUGGCAAUAUCGAGUGUCAAAGAAGCUGACCGCAAUGGAGAUUAAUCAGCUGCUGCGGACCAGAAAAGAGGGUAGAGAACGGAUGUUUCACAUUGAUGAAGUCCCGUCUGGAACUGGAGAAGGGAUUAUGGACUUCAAUAAAGCUCUGGCGGCAACAAGAGAUCUUAUCUGCUCCGUAACAGCAUCUGAUAGAGUCUUAUUUGUGGCUCGCGAGUCUGGGACGGUGCACAGAUACAGUCUGCCGAACAUGGUCCUCGUACAGAAGUACAGCAUGAGCUGUCGGGCGUACCACAUGAGUAUGAACUGCAACUCCAGCCGUCUAGCUAUUAUAGAUAUUUCCGGGGUUCUCAUGUUUCUGGACUUGGAGACUCGGUACACAGAUGAUUCUGGACAGCAGAUCAUUGGUGAGCAGCUCAAGUUUGAGCGCAAGGAUGUCUGGGACAUGAAGUGGGCUAAUGACAACCCAGACCUGUUUGCCAUGAUGGAGAAGACUAGGAUGUAUGUGUUCAGGAACUUGGAUCCUGAGGAACCCAUUCAGACUUCCGGAUAUAUCUGCAGUUUUGAAGACUUGGAGAUCAAAUCUGUUCUAUUGGAUGAACUGUUAAAGGAUCCGGAGCACCCUAACAAGGAUUACAUCAUAAACUUUGAAAUCCGUUCCCUCAGGGACAGCCGGGCGUUAAUUGAAAAAGUUGGGAUUGAAGACGCCUCUCAGUUUAUAGAGGACAACCCCCACCCUAGACUAUGGCGCCUACUCGCCGAAGCCGCCCUCCAGAAGCUAGACCUUCCUACGGCUGAACAAGCCUUUGUCCGUUGUAAGGACUACCAGGGCAUAGAGUUUGUGAAACGGCUGGGCAACCUGCAGAGCGAGCCUAUGAAACAAGCCGAGGUGUCAGCGUAUUUUGGCCGGUUUGAGGAAGCGGAGAGGAUGUAUCUGGACAUGGACAGGAGAGACCUUGCUAUCAGCCUACGCAUAAAGCUGGGAGACUGGUUCCGAGUUUUGCAGCUGCUGAGGACGGGUUCCGGAGCCUCGGAUGAUGCUCUGCUGGAGCAAGCAUACAAUGCCAUUGGUGACUACUUUGCAGACAGACAGAAAUGGGUGAAUGCCGUGCAGUACUACGUACAGGGCAGAAAUCAGGAACGCUUGGCAGAAUGCUACUACAUGCUGGAGGACUAUGAUGGACUUGAGAUUCUGGCCAAUUCCUUGCCUGAGAACAAUAAACUGCUUCCAGACAUCGCCCGCAUGUUUGUGACAGUCGGUAUGUCUGAGCAGGCCGUGGCAGCGUUUUUGAAGUGCAACAUGCCGAAAGCAGCGGUAGAUGCCUGCAUGCACAUAAAUCAGUGGAACAAAGCAGUGGAGCUCGCCAAGAACCACAACAUGAAGGAAAUUGGAUCCUUACUCGCCAAGUACGCCUCUCACUUGCUGGAAAAGAAUAAAACGCUGGACGCCAUUGAGCUGUACAGGAAAGCCAGCCACUUCUUGGAGGCAGCCAAGCUCCUGUUCAAGAUUGCCGACGAGGAAGCUAAGAAGCGCACAAAGCCAUUGCGUGUGAAGAAGUUGUAUGUCCUGGCUGCUUUACUGGUAGAGCAAUAUCACGGACACGUGAAGCACACACAGAAAGGGAAACUCAAAGGGAAGCAGACGGAGGCUACAUCUGCGAUAGCUGGUCUGCUGGAGGAGGAGAGUCUGUCAGAUAAUCGGAUAGUUGACAACCCCUGGCGAGGAGCCGAGGCAUACCACUUCUUCCUGCUGGCUCAGCGACAGCUGUACGAGGGCUAUGGAGAUGCUGCCAUGAGGACAGCUCUUCAUCUACGAGACUAUGAGGAUAUCAUUCCUGCUGUAGAGGUGUACUCCCUUGUGGCACUUUGCGCCUGUGCUAACAGAGCGUUCGGUACCUCCUCCAAGGCCUUCAUUAAACUGGAAUCUUUAGAGACGUUGAGCCCCGAACAGAGGCAGCAGUAUGAAGACCUUGCCCUGGAAAUCUUCACCAAGCACAGCCCGAAGGACAGCAGGAAGGCAGAUGUUGAUGUCUUCACAGAUGGUGGGGAAGGGAAACUCCCAACAUGCGUUGCAUCAGGAAGACCCAUCACCGACUAUCAGUUCUGGAUGUGCAGCGUCUGUAACCAUGGCGUGCAAGAACGUGAAAUCGCCGCUUACAGCUUCUGUCCUCUCUGUCACAGCUCCGUAUCGUGAUGGACUCCACCGGCCUGUCAUUUUAUACUGUAAAUAAAGUUCUAAUAUAUUCA